AAUGUGGUUUUGUGAGUUUUGGGAACAAAACAGGUGGAGCAGGUCUGUACAUAAGAGGAAGUGUUGGAGUCAACAUCUCAUUUCACAACGAGGACGAAAACGAGGGUAAAAGAUGACGACACCUAAAGAAAUCCUUCUGGGGACUUUGGAGGAUUUGGGACGUGAUGACUUUGAAAAAUUUAAGUGGCAUCUGAAGAACAAUGGGUGUGUAGAAGGUUUACCAGCAAUCCCAGAGAGUAAACUGGAGAAUGCAGAGAGGACGGACAUAGUGGAUCUGAUGUUUGAUGCCUACUCUAUCAACACUUUUGAAGUCACUAAAAAUCUUUUGGGGAGCAUAAACAGGAAUGAUCUGUUGGAGAAUUUAAAUAAUACCAUCCCAGAACCCAAAGAGAUUCUCCCUGAGUGUCAGCUCAAACUCAAGUCAAACCUGAAGCAGAAGUUCCAGUGUGUGCUUGAGGGGAUUUCUACAACAGGAAACCCGACCCUUCUGAAUGAGAUCUACACAGAGCUCUACAUCACAGAGGGAGGGACUGCAGAGGUCAAUGAUGAACAUGAGGUCAGACAGAUUGAAACAGCAUCCAGGAAACCAGACAGACCAGAAACAACCAUCAGACAAGGAGACAUCUUUAAACUCCCACCUGGAAGAGAUAAACCAGUAAGAACAGUUCUGACAAUGGGAGUGGCUGGCAUUGGGAAAACAGUCCUAACACAGAAGUUCACCCUGGACUGGGCUGAAGGCAAAGCCAACCAGGACAUCCAGUUCAUAUUUCCAUUCACUUUCAGGGAGCUGAAUCUGCUGAGAGAGGAAAAGAAGAGAUUCAGAGAUGAGGAGCAGGCCAGCAGGAUCAUCUCCCACAUCAAGACAUCACGAAGCCUCCACAUCAUGUGCCACAUCCCAGUCUUCUGCUGGAUCACUGCUACAGUUCUGGAGGAUGAGCUGAAAACCAGUGACAGUGAAGAUCUGCCUAAGACUCUCACAGAGCUCUACCUACGCCUUGUGCUAUUUCACCUAAAAACAAAGGACAUCAAGUAUGAUGGAGGAGCUGAGACAGAUUCAUGCAGGAAGAUGAUUGAGUCUCUGGGAAAACUGGCUUUUGAUCAGCUGCAGAAAGGAAACCUGAUCUUCUAUAAAUCAGACCUGACAGAGUGUGGCAUCGAUAUCACAGCAGCCUCAGUGUACUCAGGAGUGUUCACACAGAUCUUUAAAGCUGAUAAGCGUAACAUGUUCAACAACGUUGUUUACUGUUUCGUCCAUCUGAGCAUUCAGGAGUUCUUUGCUGCUCUUCAUGUCUAUCUGACCUUCAUCAACUCUGGAGUCAACCUGCUUAAGAAACAAUCUCCUCUCUCUAAAAUUUUCCAGAAAACACUUACUGUAAAAGACUUCUACCAGAGUGCUGUGGAAAAGGCCUUAGAGAGUCCAAAUGGACACCUGGACUUGUUCCUCCGCUUCCUCCUGGGACUUUCACUGCAGACCAAUCAGAAUCUCCUACGCAUGCUGACACAGACAGUAAGUAGCUCACAGACCAAUCAGGAAACAGUCCAGUACAUCAAGAAGAAGCUCAGUGGGAAACUGUCUGCAGAGAAAAGCAUCAAUCUGUUCCACUGUCUGAAUGAACUGGAUGAUCGUUCUCUAGUGGAGGAGAUCCAGCAGUCCCUGAGUUCAGGAAGUCUCUCUACAGAUGAACUGUCUCCUGCUCAGUGGUCGGCUCUGGUCUUCAUCUUACUGUCAUCAGAUCUGGAUGAGUUCGACCUGCAGAAAUACUCCUGUUCAGAGAAGGCAUUUUUGAAGCUGCUGCCAGUGGUCAAAGCAUCCAAGAAAGUGCUGCUGACAGAUUGUAAACUCUCAAGAAGAAGCUUUGAAACUUUGUCUGAAAUUCUCAGCUCCUCAUCCAAUCAUCUGAGAGAGCUGGACCUGAGCUUGAACAAGCUGCAGGAUUCAGAAUUGGAUUUGCUGUGUGUUGGACUAAAGAGUCCUGACUGUAAACUUGAAACUCUUGGGUAAGGAUACAGACUUUUUGACACUUUUUGACUCUUAAAUCUGUAAGUUUAUCUUGAUGACGACAUUCAAAGUCAGCACAAUUUUCCUUUUAAGUUCCCGAGUUUAUAUUUUUGACUGUC
This is a messenger RNA of Oreochromis niloticus (Nile tilapia), 2118 nucleotides long. RefSeq names its product NLR family CARD domain-containing protein 3-like. Lineage: Eukaryota; Metazoa; Chordata; Actinopteri; Cichliformes; Cichlidae. The coding region runs from base 113 to 2002 and encodes 629 amino acids. The record is from RefSeq and is a predicted model, not a curated record. Gene Ontology annotation, molecular function: protein binding. The transcript is spliced from 5 exons.